This is a messenger RNA of Opisthorchis viverrini, 1071 nucleotides long. RefSeq lists its product as hypothetical. The record is from RefSeq and is a predicted model, not a curated record. Bases 1 to 1071 code for a protein of 356 amino acids. The transcript has 2 exons. Gene Ontology annotation, molecular function: calcium ion binding. NCBI's taxonomy places the organism in Eukaryota, Metazoa, Platyhelminthes, Trematoda, Opisthorchiida, Opisthorchiidae.
AUGGUCGGUUUGACCUCGUUUUACCUCUACUCCAUAACCAUUUUAUUCAGCAACUUCAGACUAUCUGCGUGCGAUAAUUGUGAACAAUGCCAGAAGAUUGUGAGUGCUUUUUCCGCAGGCCUGGACCGUACGGCUACGAAGGGUUUCAGUGGUGGGAACACGCAUUGGGAACAGAGAAAUAUUGGCAGCUACGCUACAAGUGAAAUAAGAUUCGAUGAUAUUAUCGCUGGUGUUUGCGUGAAGUCUGAUUACAAGUGUCAUGAAAUUCUUGGCGUGUUGGAACCACUCAUCUAUGAUUGGUGGAAUGAUGUGUUCAAGAUUAAUCAAAGCAAAAUACUCGAGUUCGGAGAUUAUCUUUGUCUCACAGAGGCCAAGUAUUGUUGUCCUGCGGGCCACUUUGGACCGGCUUGCAAUGUUUGCUCUCCUUGUGUCAUCCAAGGUGGUUCGUGCGAUGGCAACGGGACUCGAGGUGGCUCCGGGAAGUGCAUAUGUCGUGAGGGUUAUGUAGGCGAAGCUUGCAAUAGAUGCAACUCCAAAACACAUUACAGCCUUCCUUCCGAAAAUGGAGAUGCUGAUAUCUGCCUGAACUGUCACGCAUCCUGUCUGGGGGGUUGUCGAGGCCCUGACCCAUCUGACUGUACGGGUUGUGCUGCAGGAUGGACGUGGAUUGAGGAAGAAGAAUCUCAAGCUGCCUGUAAAGACGUGGAUGAAUGUCAACACGACCCAUGUGAGCGUUCGACAGAAUACUGCUUGAACACUGCGGGAUCUUACGAGUGUCAUCGUUGCUCAGUUUCGUGCGAUGGUUGCCACGGACCAUCGGCUCAUGAUUGUGCCAGAUGCCGCCAAGGUUACCAUUUGGUCGAUGGAAAGUGUGAGGACGUUGAUGAAUGUUCGCGAAAACCUUCCCCAUGCCAGGGCGAUGGUGAAACUUGUAGAAACACCCCAGGAUCAUACGUGUGCGAGUGUUACCCACACCUCGAAAGACGUGAUGGUCGAUGUACAGCAAAACAGAGUGGUAACGCCAACGACAAUGCUGGCGCUGUUACUUUGAGUCGAGGUGAUGAGUUGUAA